AUGAUUGCUAAUCAAUUGCCACACCUUGCUAAUCUCUACUUCCUUCGUCGUUUUCCACAGGCCAAAUUAAACAAGACCCAGCAAGUUAUUCUCUGUGGUCUUGGUGUUCAACGCAAAUCCGUGAAGCAGCUGGCUGAAGAGCUGGAACACCUACUCUGUCCCGAUGGUGGACUCCAAGGCAGUCGUAAGCAUCAAUCCACUCUUGGAGCCAAGAGUUGUAUAGACGGAACGUUUUGGAAUAGUGGACGCCUCAGUGGUGGCUCUGGAAGUGGUGACCCGAGCGUGAAGCUCAGGCUGAAAGAGGACGGAGAGGCGGAAUCUGGUGGCCAGUCAUCCAACGGUUGGGCUCGUCGUAUUCGUGGUCUUCUCUUUGUCAUUAUUCGAGAGUUGGUGAAGUCACUGGACGAGAUUAUCAAGACUACUGGAGAUGGGAGCAAUCGCCAUGAGUUGAAAUCUAUGCUGAAGAAGAACGAGACCACUUUGCCUCUUCCUCAGAAUACCUCUGAUGUUGAAAUGAUGGAUAUUGGUGAGGGCGAACAGAAUGAAGACUCUUCAGAUGACGAUGAGGUGGAAUUGGUUAUAAGGUGA
Molecule: messenger RNA, 588 nt
Organism: Rodentolepis nana
Lineage: Eukaryota; Metazoa; Platyhelminthes; Cestoda; Cyclophyllidea; Hymenolepididae
Source: the annotation of a GenBank genome assembly